AUGCCAUCCAGCAACAGCACUACAUCUUCUGGCAUAAUCACUAAUGCCACUACCGGCGAGCGGCAUGUCCCUGCUUCUGUUCGAGCUGAUGGGUCUGUCCGACGUGAGAUCCGCAUUCGCCCCGGCUACCGCCCUCCUGAAGACGUCGAACUCUACAAGAACAGGGCUGCAGAGUCAUGGAAACAUCGCGAAAAAGGUGGGAUUCCGGGAGCUGAAGGGUUGAAUGACAAUGAGUCAAAACUACCGACACCCGCGAGUACGAAGAAUGCGAAAAAGCGUGAGGCAAAAAAGCGAGCAAAAGCCGCUAAUGAUUCCAGUGACAAAGCAGCCGACAAGGAGACAUUGAGUGGUGAUGUUAUGAACCAGACACCUUCGCGCCCUGGCAAACAAGGAGAACAAGAAGCGGAAGUCCCCCCUGAUCCAGAACUUGAGAAGGAAAAGAAAGCUCGAAAUUUGAAGAAAAAACUGAAACAGGCUCGUGAGCUACGUGACAAAAAAGAUAAAGGAGAGAGCCUACUUCCCGAGCAGUUUGAAAAAGUUAUUAAAAUCAACGAGCUGAUUCGCCAACUGAACGCUCUCGGCUUUGAUUCAGAAGGGGACAAGUUGACGACAAACUUACCUACCGAUUCAAUAGAAAUAAAUGGAAGAUGA
Messenger RNA from Ophidiomyces ophidiicola, 651 nucleotides. RefSeq lists its product as uncharacterized. Gene Ontology annotation, molecular function: RNA binding. Gene Ontology annotation, cellular component: exon-exon junction complex; cytoplasm. The record is from RefSeq and is a predicted model, not a curated record. NCBI's taxonomy places the organism in Eukaryota, Fungi, Ascomycota, Eurotiomycetes, Onygenales, Onygenaceae. Gene Ontology annotation, biological process: exon-exon junction complex disassembly. The transcript has a single exon. The coding region runs from base 1 to 651 and encodes 216 amino acids.